Messenger RNA from Phragmites australis (common reed), 1118 nucleotides. Its product is annotated as disease resistance protein RGA5-like. The transcript is spliced from 3 exons. Bases 290 to 862 code for a protein of 190 amino acids. The record is from RefSeq and is a predicted model, not a curated record. Lineage: Eukaryota; Viridiplantae; Streptophyta; Magnoliopsida; Poales; Poaceae.
CUUCCUACUCAAGUCUUUGUGUCACUGUCUACUGCACUCUGGAGUGCAGGCCCUAAGGGAUAUGCUUCAGUAGCUAGCUCAGUGCAACGACUUGUUUAACAAAGUCCACUGUGAGUAAUUGAUUGGAUAAUGGCGUUCGUGUUUAUAUAAAGGGAACCAGCAGUGCACACUACUGUUAGGCAAAGGCAAGCCUCCUGCUUAAGCUUACAAAAAAAAAGGAAAGUCUCCUGCGCAAUUAAUUGGCAUUCUUGCUUUGUUUGCUUCCUUGCCUGGUGAGGAGUGAGGAAAGAUGAGGAAGGAGAUGAUCAUCAGGGUGCAGACGAACUCUGAGAAGGGCCACUGCAAAGCUAUCAAGGUGGCUGCUGCAGUCCAUGGUGUGGAGUCCGUAACGAUCACCGGGGAGGAUAAGAACCUGCUGCUGGUGAUCGGCGUCGGGAUCGACUCCAACCGCAUCACCGAGAAGCUGCGCCGGAAGGUGGGCCACGCGGAGGUGGUCGAGCUGCGGACCGUCGACGCCGCGGCCGACGAGCUCGGCGGCCUCGUCUCCGCCGACCACGCGUACCGCUACCACCCUAGCCCGAGCCCCUACAAUCAUCAGCAGCACGCGGCCGUCGCGCGCGACCACUACUACGGCGGCGCCGGCGGCUACCCGCGCGACCACUACUACACCGGCGGUGGGUCGACGUACGCGCCGCAGGUGGCCCCGCGGGACUACUACUAUGGCGGCGGCGCCAGCGGCGGCGGCGGCGGGGCCUACCCGGCGCAGCACGACUACUACCCCCACUACCCGGCGGCCGCGAACACGCACACGGUGGUGCACCACGAGUACGCGAGUGACCCCAACAACUGCUCCGUCAUGUGAUGCGACUGCUGUGGAGCGUGAUGAUUCGGAAACGGAUUGCUGUUGCGUACCAUCCGGUGUCAGUGACUCAUCAGUGUUACAGUUACAUGCAGCCACUAGCCAGUCCAGUUCCGUGUAAAUAAUGUACCGCAAGCAGCGCAGCGCAGCGCACGCAUGGUAUUGUGCGGAACUUUGUUUGCUCCAUGCAUGUUUGGUUGGAGCGAAGGAAGGAGCACGACUUGUAACUGUAACAUGGAACAUGUGUAUUCUGUGUGGA